AUGCUUCCCCGUAGACGACGCGCCGUCCUACCCUCGCUCGGUGACUCCAUCGGGACCCCCGCCAGCAGUGCCGCCGGCCAGUCCACCCCCUCGUCCGGCAAUGUGAGCGGGACCACCCCCGUGCGUGCUGCCGCGGUUACCCCGGCUGCCCCUGCACAGUCAACCCCGUCCAGCCAGCGCGCUCCUGCUCCUACUCCGCGAAACCCUGCAUCCGGGACCCCCAGCACCAGGGUCGAUCCCCCCUCCGGAACCAACACCGCGACGGUAUCCCGUUCCCGAGACGGCACCACAGCCCCGGCUCCAGCGGCCAGAAGAGACAAUGUCCCGGCCCCUGCUCCCAGAACAUCAGCGCAAGACAACCUCAACGUCCCCUCAGCCGGCGCCGCCUCCUCCAGCCGUCUCGCCAACAGCAUGAACCGCAUGCACAUCUCGGGCCGAUCCACCCCCCCGGGCUUCCAAGUCGACCACCGAUCCCGCGACCAACGGCCCUCCGCAACCCGCUGCAUCUUCCGCCGCUACCUCCAAACCAAAACGGCCCCGCGCGCCGGACCCUUCACCACCGACGCCCAAUCCUCCCGCAUCUUCCUCCCCGGCAAAAACGACUUCUCCGUCCUCCCGGGCAGCAUGACAGCCGCAACGCCGUUCCUCCGCACCGUCUACAGCGCCACCGGGGGGCCGACCCAGUUCGCGACUAUGUAUGUCGAGGCCGAGGACUACCUGCGCGCACGGAUUCGGUUGUCGCUGGCGCAUGAGAUGCUGGUGCUGGAUCAGAUGGAGAAUAAGCGCGGGGUGCCGUCGACGGAGGACAACUUGCCGGGUGUUGAUGACUUGGUGUGGGAGUGUUUGAGGCGGAACCAGGUGCAGCCGACCAGUGUGAAUAUGCUGAUGAUGCCCGGCGCGCAGAAGAGUGCAGAGACCGGUAAAUCCGUCGACAAGUUUCUGGAAUCUCUAAAAAAUUGGACGCCAGAGUACUGGUUGAUGAUUCCCGGCCCAGCCCAGCCCAAAUCAACCCAGCCUCACCUCCAAGACCUCCUCCAACAACCUCCUGGCCCCCCCGCAGCUCAAACCCAACCCCCAGCUCCCCAACCCCAAUCCCAAUCCCGACAACAACACGUCACCCGUCGCCAACAACAACUCCUCGCCCCAGCAGACCCCCCAAUCCCCUCCCACCAACACCAACACACCACCCUGCUAAUGUCCUCCCCCCUUGGCCGCAACGCCUCCCUCGUAGCCCACAAACUCAACCAACAAAUCAGCUGGAUCUACCUCACCAAAUCCGAGCGCGGCGACAUCACCCUCGGGUUUUCCCUCAUCGAUCCUCGCGCGCCGGUCCCGCCGGUUACGGAACCGUCUGGCCCUGGGUUUGUGCCUGGGUCUGGACCUAUCCCUGGGCCUGUGGCGGUCGUGCCGGCGGCUGUGGCUGUGUCGGCACCGGUGCCUGCGCCUGGGCGGGGCCAGCCGAACAGGUCAAAGGCCGGGACAGGAGCGGGACAACAAACCCCAGCGGCACAAACCCCGGCACAAACUCCGGCACAAGCACAAGCGCAGGCGGGUUCAGAAGAAGCACACUUCCAUGCUCACUGGCAAGCCCAGGCACAGGCACAGGCACAACAGUCGCAGGGAGCGCAAACUCAGACAGACUCGCAUGGUCAACAGCAAACGCAGAGUAGGAGAGCGGCAAGCCCCUCAGCGGGUGGUAGGCCAGGGGUUAAACCGGGGGCUAGGUCGUCGGAACACAAGGUGGAGAGUGUGACGGAUGGGAGGCCGUGGGGGGCGGAGUAUCAUGUGCCGAAGGUUAUGGUGAAGGGGUUGAGGGGGUGUGGGUGUUUGGUUGUUUAA
Molecule: messenger RNA, 1839 nt
Organism: Dichotomopilus funicola
Lineage: Eukaryota; Fungi; Ascomycota; Sordariomycetes; Sordariales; Chaetomiaceae
Exons: 1
Coding region: 1-1839 (612 amino acids)
Source: RefSeq, a predicted model, not a curated record